AUGCCCAGUUUCCGGCCAUCCCAUUACCAGAUUGAUCUCUUCAAUCUCAUUCUUCGCCCCACGUUCUCAUACAAGGGGAGAGUACAGAUUGAACUAGACAUCUAUCAGCCAUCGAAUACAGUGUGGCUGAACGCGAAAGAGUUGGAUAUACUCGAUGCAACCAUCACUUUUGGUGAUUCAACCCUGACAUGCAAUGCAAUCAACCAUGUCAAAGCACUCGAACGAGUCGCAUUGGUAUUCCCGGGGAUUAUCACAGGCAAUAAAGCAACAAUUCUCGUCAAUUUCUCUGGCAUCAUCAACACCGCUCUAUCAGGAUUUUAUCGCACGUCGACGCAGCCCACCCGAAGCCAUGACGCCGCUUCUGACGAUGCAUACGUCUUAAGCACCCAAUUCGAGGGCUGCGAGGCGAGAAGAGCUUUCCCUUGCUUCGAUGAACCGUGUCUCAAAGCAACCUUUGACAUUCGUCUCGAAAUACCUGACAGCCUCCAAGCUCUAAGCAAUAUGCCAGUCAAGUGUGUCACGCCCCAGAAUGGCGGUACCAAGGUGGUUUCCUUUGAGACAACCCCCAUCAUGAGCAGCUAUCUUGUUGCUUGGGCUAUCGGCGAUUUUGAAUACAUCGAAUCAUCCACCAAGAGAAGUCCUGGAGGAAAUACCCUGCCCGUUCGAGUGUACACUACAAAGGGACUUUUACCUCAGGCCUCUUAUGCAUUAGAACAUGCGUGCCGUGUUCUAGAUUACUUUUCAGACCUCUUCGAGAUUGACUACCCGCUUCCGAAACUCGACCUGAUUGCCAUCCCUGAGUUUGCCCAUGGUGCUAUGGAGAAUUGGGGACUUUGUACCUUCCAAGCCACGGCUCUCCUGUACGAUGAAGCCACCUCAACUCUUGACAACAAGGAGCGAGUUAGUUACGUGAUUGCGCAUGAGCUUGCCCAUCAGUGGUUUGGCAAUCUCGUCACCAUGGAUUGGUGGAACGAUCUAUGGCUCAAGGAGGGCUUUGCCACUUGGGCUGGUUGGCUUGCAGCCGAUCAUUUCCAUCCAGACUGGAAAGUUUGGGACAAGUUCAUGUGUGAAGGUCUCCAGACAGCGCUUCAACUUGACUCACUCAGGGCAUCACAUGCUAUCGACGUCGAGAUAAGAAAUGGCCCGGAUAUUGAUGAGAUAUUCGACGACAUUAGCUAUCUCAAAGGUACUUCGUUGAUUCGCAUGCUGGAUGGACAUUUAGGUCGCGAUUUGUUUCUCAAAGGUGUUAACAGUUAUCUGGCUAGCUUUGCAUAUGGGAAUACUACUUCAUCAGAUUUGUGGAAUCACUUGAGCCAAGCAUCAGGAAAAGAUGUUGCAUCAUUCAUGGACGCUUGGAUGCAUCAGAUAGGCUUCCCGGUGGUCUCGGUCAGCUAUGAAUCGAGCCAACUUCAGCUAUCACAAGAGCGGUUCUUGCUUACGGGCGACUUGAAUCCUUCUGAGUCUGAAGCUGUGUGGUGGGUUCCAGUGAACCCGAUCCUCCUUGGCCCCGGCCAGGAAUUGUCGAGCAAGUCUCUACGCGUGCAAUUUGACCUGAAGACGGGAGUGGACAUCGUAAAGCUCAAUGCAGGUCAGGCGGGCUUCUUCAGAGUCACCUACGCCCAAGACAUCUUUGCCCGGCUUAUUCACAAUCUGGAUGCCCUCACAGCUGGGGAAAAGGUCUCUCUCAUUGCGGACACUACGGCUCUUGUACGAGCUGGCCGGAUGAGCGUGGUUGAGCUCCUCCAGCUACUGUCAUCGUUUCUAUCCGAGAUCAAUUACUUCGUAUGGUUACAGAUUUCCAAGGCGCUUGAUAUUCUCAGCUCGAGUUUCUCCGACACUCUCGGAGAUGAGCUUUCAGGCUUCGCAAGAUGGCUGGUACAGGAUAUAACUCCCACUGUUGAAUGGGAAGUGAUGCCGGGCGAAGAUCACAACAAGACAAAGAUGAGAGCCCUGAUAAUCAAGAUGGCAGGUUUGGCAGGAGACAAGGGUACGAUCAGAGAAGCCCUGCAAAGAUUCGAAGAAUACCCUGGCAACACGCUUCACAGCAGCCUUGUCCCGACUGUGAUCUCCAUCGCGAGUGUUCAUGGAGGCUUAUCUGCCUACCAGAGGUUGAAGUCUCUCUACCUUGACCCUCCUCCCACGUCGAUCGGCCACGGUGAGACUUACUUGCGAGCGCUGGCAAUGUCCCCUUUACCAGAAGCAUUUGAUGAUUACCUUGGAUUCCUUCUCACCACCAAGGUUCAAGUCUCGGAUCUGCACGUUUCGGCCAACGCGAUCUCUGCGCAGCCAUCAGCCCGGAAAGUGUUUUGGGGCUGGCUGAGAGAGAACUGGGCAAAGAUCUUGCUCAAAUUUGAUGGGGCCUGGCCGAGCCUAGACAAAUUCUUGAGGCAAGGUCUUGGCGAGCUGUGUAGCAAUAGUUCGGAGGAAGAGGUACGGAGCUUCUUCUCGGAGAAAGACUGUGACACGAUUGGCUUUGGGAGAGGCAUGGAUGUGGUGAUGGAGCGAAUUCGGGUGAAUGCUCGGUUCAGAGAGCGAGAAGAGGGGGCACUUGGAGAGUGGUUAAGCGAAAAGGGGGGCCGGCUCGCUUGA
Molecule: messenger RNA, 2589 nt
Organism: Fusarium vanettenii 77-13-4
Lineage: Eukaryota; Fungi; Ascomycota; Sordariomycetes; Hypocreales; Nectriaceae
Exons: 10
Coding region: 1-2589 (862 amino acids)
Biological process (GO): peptide catabolic process; proteolysis
Cellular component (GO): cytoplasm
Molecular function (GO): peptide binding; zinc ion binding; metalloaminopeptidase activity
Source: RefSeq, a predicted model, not a curated record